Lagopus muta (rock ptarmigan) is the source of this 1631-nucleotide messenger RNA. Its product is annotated as CMRF35-like molecule 2. The record is from RefSeq and is a predicted model, not a curated record. Gene Ontology annotation, cellular component: plasma membrane. Lineage: Eukaryota; Metazoa; Chordata; Aves; Galliformes; Phasianidae. Gene Ontology annotation, molecular function: transmembrane signaling receptor activity. The coding region runs from base 106 to 1149 and encodes 347 amino acids. The transcript is spliced from 5 exons.
GGUGGGAACUGAGUGCUGCUGGUGACAGAGGGAUGAAGGAAAUGAACUGAGUGCAGAGGAAAACAGAACUGCACAUUGCAGUCCGACUUCUGCAAGUGCCUGGCCAUGAGUCAAGCAGAAAGGGGAAGGCACAGCCCUGAAGGACAGGCACAGAGCACGACCUGCACGAGGGCUGCCCGGGGCAGAAGUGCAGCCGGUGCGGCCAUGCGGCUGCUGCCGCUGCUCUGCUGCGCGGCUCUGUGCCUCCCCGGCCGGGCGGUGCGGGGACCCGGCACCGUGGAGGGGUACAUCGGGGGGUCCCUCUCGGUGUCCUGCUCCUACCAGAAGGGGUACGAGAAGUACCCGAAAUACUGGUGCUACCCUGGGACGAUUAAGAGCUGCUCGUAUAACACCCACCUCGUCAUCACGUCGGAGCAGCAGCCCUGGGCUCAGCGGGGCCGAACCUCCAUCUGGGACAACCGCACGGCGCGGGUGUUCACUGUGACUGUGAGAGACCUGACUGCGGGGGAUGCGGGCACCUACCGCUGCGGGGUGCGAACACACCUAUUGCAGAUGGAUGUUGCUGACAAGGUGCGGGUCACCGUGUUGCCAGGUCCUACCUCAGCAUCACCCUCCACAUCAGCCAUUACCCCUGGCUCCAUUUUGGGCCCCACAUGUACGCCUUCCCAGCAGGAAACUGCAGAGCAGACCGCACGCCCCACUUCCUCCGGAGACCUCAGUGAAGGGCACCCUCGCAGGAGCAUCCAUCGAGAUGGGCAGCACUCGUGGCACAGCCGACGCGGAGGUGCUGCAGUACGCGGAUAUCAGCCACGCGGGCAUGGAGCAGAGCCAUCCGUACAGCAACGUCAGGGCUGCCCCUGCAUCCCCACAGGCAGCCACCGAAUAUUCAGAGGUCAAGAAGCCGUGGCAGGAUUUAAAAGAGAGUACAGAGAGCCUUUAUGCACAGGUGUGCAAAAUCCCUCCCGAGGAGCAGGAACAGCUCUAUGCCAACAUGGCUCGCAGGCAGCAGCGUGCAGCACAGUGAGGAUGGGGAGCCAGCACUGCUGUCUGCUGGGAGCUGCUUGGGACGCUGAGACCCACUCGGGGGCAUCAGGACAGUGCGUGGGGCAGCCAGGAACCGGCUGCAUGUCAGAGCUGCUGCUUUCCUAGGUUCUGCUGCUUCUUUGGUACCAAGACAGGAGGAGGUUGAGCAAGAGGCGACAACAUCUCUCCCUGCGUUCGGAGACCUCGUGUCCCACGUGGCAACCGUGCUGGGAGCAGAAAAUGGUCCCUGCACUUGUGCGGCCCCUGCUGGGGGGGGGCGGCCGGCAGAGAUGCUCCCAUUCGUCCCGCACGGCCGCUGGGAAACAGCCGCUCACAUCCCCGCGCUCCCCAGGGCGGCUCCGUGCCCCACGGCCCCGCUGGGAGCGCACCCUGACGGGCCGCGGCUCAGCCCCCCCACCUCAGCCCAUCGUUUACUCCCGGGCGCGCACUCGACGCAUUAUUCUCCAUAAAACACCUCUCUCAAUUAACGCAGCUGAUACUUCGGUGAAUCCGUGGAUAACUCCGGGGAGCCGGGCCCCGUUCCACCGCAUCUGGGGGUAAUUUUCACAGCAAGAGCUGCUAAGAGCCGCUGCUGGGGGACAGCGGGC